UGAUGUAAUGAUUCCCGCUUUCGAUAGGUAGCGCUGCGAACGUUCUUAAGGAGAAACAUGCUCGUCCUUUCGGCGUAUGUGACAAGGGGCGUCCACGAGGCUCCCGAUCCAUCGUUUUUCAGUUUCCCUCGCUGCUGGCAGCGUACGGACGGUGAUAAGGAUUGAAUUUGUCGCUCCGUCAAAAUUCGUUCUCGACGCGAGUCGCGCGAGCUCGAAGAAAGUUUCGAACGAAACGUCGUCCGGCAAAGCUCGAGCUUGCCGCUUUUUCUAACGUUUCGAGGGAAAGAGAGAGAGAGAGAGAGAGCGAAAGGGGAAAAGAGGAAGAGAUAGAAGGAAGAAGGGAGAUGCGGAAUUACGAUGCAUCGUUCCCACGUUUCUUCUCGUCAACGGGUCGUGGUACGUCGUGAAAGGGUUAAGAAGUGAGCUCGAGCGUCGAGUGGAAGAAGGAAGGAAGCAAAGGGUCACGGGAUCGAGGUGGGAGGACGGAUGAGAGAAGGUGCCACCGACUUUUCCUGGACGUACAGUUGGGCACGAGCGCGACCAAGAAGGGAAAUACCUGUUCGAAGGUGGCAGUGACAGGGGUGGCGAAGGUCACGGGGUUGGGUCUAGGGGUGGCAUCAUGGACUCUCACCAGCAUCAAUUCUGUCUUAAGUGGAACAGUUUCGGUAGCAAUCUAGCAACAGCGUUCUCGAAUUUAUUCAAAAGCGAGAGUCUUACCGAUGUCACCCUCUUCUGCGAGGGAGUAACGUUCAAAGCUCACAGAUUGAUCCUCGCAGCAUGCAGCAAACAUUUUCAGGAGCUCUUCGAAGGAAUGCCGCCUUCUCCCGCAGGACUGAUCGUUAUUCUCGACGGGACGAGCGCUCACAAUAUGGCGUCGCUUCUCGAAUUUAUGUACCGCGGAGAAGUACACGUGUCUCAGGAAUCUCUGAGCUCUUUCCUCAAGGCAGCGGAAUGCCUUCAAGUAAAAGGUCUGUCGAUCGAGCACGAGAAACUAGCAGUGGCGCAGAGACACGCGGCUGAGAGCAAUAAUUCGUCGACGGACACCGGCGGAGAGGGUGGCGGAGGAGGCGGAGGCAACGGAGUCGGCGAAGUCGGUGCACCAGGAAGUAUCGGUGGUAGCAGCAGCGUUGGAGUCGGCGGUAGCAUCGCCGCUGGUACCGUAUCUACUACGAGCGCUGCUGGAGAUAGCGGAGCCGGUGAUAUCACCGAUCUCAGCGAGGCCGGUGAAGCUACGAUGCUGAGGAACAGUAUAAAAAGAUGCAGAGACGCAACCCCUACGCCUGCGCCGUCCCCGGCACCUGCAUACACCGUACCCAACAUGUACUCUCACUAUUUCGAAAGUCCCCCAAAGAGGUUAAUGAGAUCGCCGAGCGACAUCGACACGUUAGGCAGGGCGAGCGUGUUGCGCGACGGUGCAGCGUUCCGACCAGCCUCAGCGCCGCACCCUCUUCUUUUGGAAAACCACUUUUAUCAGCCCUUUGCCCAUCCCUCGGAAACACCGGCCCACUCGCAUACCGCGCCUCACACGCCAACGGAUCUCGAGCAGGAAUUGGAACAAGCGCGGUCGGAGGAACGGAAUAACUGUGAUAACAAGGAAAGCGUCGCGGAAGAUCUACGGAUAAAUCACGAACGUAUGUUAUUGACGGAUCGAGAGCGAGCAGAGAAAUUGGCAGAGAGAUUGUCGAGCGAGGUAUAUUCCGGGGGUAGGGGGUUCGAGGGUUACUGCUCAAAUUCGGAACAUUUACAACGCGGCGCGCAAAUGGGUUCCGCGAUGGUAUCGAUACCACCGGCACAUCCACCGACUCCAGAUCUCAGUCCCGCUCCGACUACUCCUGCCAUGUGGAAUACGAAGAUGAACAAGGCUGGUACCGUAUCGACCCCCGAGGGUAAAAAACUAAAGUGUCCCUUUUGCGAGAGACUGUACGGCUAUGAGACGAAUCUGCGUGCCCAUGUACGACAGCGUCAUCAGGGCAUCAGGGUACAUUGCCCAUACUGUUCGCGAACAUUCACGAGAAACAACACCGUGCGACGGCACAUAGCACGAGAGCACAAAGGCGAGUUGAGUUUAAAAGCUUUCCAAGAGACGAAUCACUCGGCCUCCGAUUCGGUGCCGCAGUAACAACGUUCUCCUCGACCUUCUUAUCAUCGUCGCCGUCAUCAUUGUUGUUGUCAUCGUCGUCGGCGUCGACGUCGUCGUCGUCGGCUUCGUCGUCGUCGUCGUCGUCGUCGUCGUCGUCGUCGUCGUCGUCGUCGUCGUCGUAAUAGUAGUCAUUGUUUUCUUCGUGAUUCCGUGACCCAGAAUGCCGAAGAGGAAGAAAUGAAAAAGAAAGAAAUGUCGAAACCACCGAAACUUUUUUUUCGGCUACACGUUACACGAAGAAGCUAAAGACGAUUGGGGAGCCGUUUAGUUCUCCAUUUACCCUUCGACGUUCGACUCGAACACACCGUCCCUAUUCCUCGAUCGGUAAACUUAGUAAGACGAUGUUCCACGGUGUUUAUACAAAAACCUGUCCAGCUUCCGAGAGGAACGUCCUUCCGAAGAAGAUGAGAAGGAACGAGUAUCCACGGAUCUGGCUUCGAUCAAUCUCAUGGAUUAAUAAGUUGGAUGAAUUUUUUCAACGAACUGGCAAUCUCUCAAAAACGUUGCCAAUUUCCGAAGAUGAAAAAGGACGUCUUCGACAUUUACGAUCUUUUUCUUUUGCUUCGUUUCUUUGGUUAUUUUUUUUUUCUUUUCUUUUGUUUUCACAUUUUCCAUUUAAUAACGAUUACAAAAAAAAAAGAACUCAACGGCUGCGUCUUACGAGACCAAACAUCGUUCGAAGGCCGUUACGUCAUCGUCGUCGUCGUCGUUGUUAUCUACCUGGGAUCAUCGUCCUACUACCACAACAUCGAAGACCGAAGCGAAGGAACUUUAAGGUCAGGUUUAGGACUCGCAGUUUUCUGAAAGAUUCCUAAGACGCACGGCGAGUUCUUUCUUUCUGAAAGAAAGAAUUUUUUUUUUUUUUUUUUUUUAUUUUCGAGAAGAAACAAAGAGAGAUAUUAUUUUUGUUUCUCUUCAAGUCGUUACGUUAAACGUUGAAGCGAUCUUUCUUUUUGCAAGUAAAAAGAAAAAAGAUUUAUUGAGAAAGCAUAAUCGUUUUUGGUUUCCGUGCCUCUUGAUGGAUCUUUCCGAAAAAUAUACGUCGCGAACUCGAAGUGAAAAAAGCUGCCGUCGUAUGAGAAUACGAUUAUUAGAAAAAAGAGAGAAAGAGAGAGAGAGAGAGAGAGAGAGAGAGAGAGAGAGAGAGAG
Messenger RNA from Vespula pensylvanica (western yellowjacket), 3289 nucleotides. RefSeq names its product zinc finger protein chinmo (gene chinmo). The record is from RefSeq and is a predicted model, not a curated record. Gene Ontology annotation, cellular component: nucleus. NCBI's taxonomy places the organism in Eukaryota, Metazoa, Arthropoda, Insecta, Hymenoptera, Vespidae. Gene Ontology annotation, biological process: regulation of transcription by RNA polymerase II. Gene Ontology annotation, molecular function: protein binding. Bases 620 to 2119 code for a protein of 499 amino acids. The transcript has 7 exons.